AUGGCUCACACCACAAACCCGAUGCCGGACCUGCCGCCGCCGCCGCCCGUGUCCCGACGCACCAUCCCCGUGGCCGGUCUGCUGGUCGACUUUUACGGCCUCGACGAGCUGCCGGCAGACACCGAGUCCGUCUCGGUGCUGUGGCUGCACCACCCGCGGCUGCGGUCGCGCGAGGACAUGGCCGACAUUGGCGCGCGGUGCGUGCAGGUGGUGGCCGAUGAGAGCGCCACGACGCGCACGAAACACCGCCUGGUCGCGGCCGCGUUCGACCAGCGCAACCACGGUUCGCGGCUGGUGUCGCCGCGGGCGAACGCGGCGUGGCGCGAGGGCAACACGACGCACGCCCAGGACAUGUUUGGGAUGAUUGCCGGGACGGUCUCGGACACGCACCUGCUGAUUGACCUGGUGGACGGGUACCAUCACCACGACGGACACGACGGCCGGGGACAGGUGAAGGCAGGGCCGGGGAGCGAGCCCGCGCAAAAGAAGGGCCACGCCGCCUCGGACGAGAGAGACGCCGCCUAUGCAAGCGGCAUUCUGCCGGCCCACGUGGCGGUGACGCAGCAUGUGGUGCUGGGCGUGUCGCUCGGCGGGCACAGCGGGUGGCAGCUGCUGUUUGCCGACGAACGCGUCACGGCGGGUGUCCUCAUUAUCGGGUGCCCAGACUAUAUUGAUCUCAUGGUCGAGCGCGCCCGCCUUUCCAAGCUGGCCACGUACAAGGCCGCUGCCGAGGGCGGCCCGCCGUUCUUGGGCAGCCGCGAUUUCCCUGCGGCACUCGUUGGCUCCGUCCUCAAGCGCGACCCCAAGGGUAUUGUAUUCGGCACCAACGCGGCCGUGUGGCCGUCGACGGCCGACGGCGAAAAGGCCGUGCACGACACCUUGCAGAAGCACGUCGUCGGCAAGCGGUUCCUCGUGUGCUCAGGCGGCGCGGACAAGCUGGUGCCGUACAAGAACGGCAAGCCGUUUUUGGACGUGUUUAAGAAGGCGGCGGCGACGUGGCCGGACCUGAGGCUGUCGGUGACAGACAAGAUAUACGAUGGUAUUGGACACCAGUUCAGCUCGGACAUGGUCGUGGACGCCAUCCAGUUUGUCGUGGAGACGGUGGCGGACGCGCCGGCUGCAGAUGGCGGUCAGAGUCCAAAGACGUCAAAGAUAUAA
Sporothrix brasiliensis 5110 is the source of this 1158-nucleotide messenger RNA. RefSeq lists its product as uncharacterized. The record is from RefSeq and is a predicted model, not a curated record. The transcript has 2 exons. Bases 1 to 1158 code for a protein of 385 amino acids. NCBI's taxonomy places the organism in Eukaryota, Fungi, Ascomycota, Sordariomycetes, Ophiostomatales, Ophiostomataceae.